This is a messenger RNA of Micropterus salmoides (largemouth bass), 1218 nucleotides long. RefSeq lists its product as uncharacterized. Lineage: Eukaryota; Metazoa; Chordata; Actinopteri; Centrarchiformes; Centrarchidae. Bases 184 to 1134 code for a protein of 316 amino acids. The transcript has 5 exons. The record is from RefSeq and is a predicted model, not a curated record.
CUCCUCCCCAAACAGAUGUGGUGGUUUUCAAGGCUGGAAACAGUUCAUUCAGAAUAUCUAGAGAAAGAACUUGAGGAACUAGGUGUGGUUUAUAAAGACCAGAUCAGAGAUCACUCCUCUCCAGAGCAGACUGAGCAGAUACAUUAGUUCAUCUUUUUAAUCGACAUCAUUCCUCACUUGACCAUGUACACCCGAUGCAACAGGAGAGGACAUCUUGAAUGUGUUGUUGACAGUCAGCACUUGAAGCUGGAUGAUUUGAAAGAGGAAGCUCUGAAAAUAAGGCUGACAAACCAGUACCUUUACAAAAAAACCAUCCCGGCUUCCCCUCAACCAGAGUUUCAUGUGUCUCAUCUGAAACACGACACAAACCAAACUGGACUAAGAGGCAUCAAGACUGAUGAAGGCUUCAGGAACCCAGGCAGAGGCUCUCUGCUGUGGUGGAGUCUGGCUGUGGGACCUGAUGAGAUAGCGUCAGCUGAGAGGAGGCUCCUGGAGACGACCUUCCCGGACCGGACGGAGGAGCAGGUCCAGAUGCAGCAGAGCUUCCUGGAGAAGUUUACCACCUCCCCGGCCUUCGAGCAGACCUCCAGGCUGGGCUCGUACCGCUUCACCUUCCCCCUGGAGGAGGUGCUGGAGGCCUACAGAGAGCAGUUUUGCUGCGGCGCUCAGCCCGUCAUGCGGGUGUACGAGACCGUCCUGUACAAACAGGAAGUGAUGUACGUUGUGCUGAUCCACAGCCCAGCCAAUCAGAAGCAGUUCUCUAAAUAUCCUUUGCUGACUGACGACCCAAACUCUGUCUGCACCUACAGAGACGGCUGCUUCAUCUGGAGGCCUGAGGCCAUGAGUGAGACACACAGGUAUAAGUUGGUCCGGAGACGUGAUGAAAUGCAGAUGGAAGCGGUGCGGAUGAAGCGUACCCCUGAGUUUUAUGUUUGGGAUCAUGUCGCCGUUGCACUGCAUGUGGAUAAACAGGUGCUGAACUUUGAUCCUGACCGACUGAGAGAGAACCUCACGUGGUGUGAUAAAGCAGCAGUUCCAAUCUCUCGUCCUCACACUUUUGAUUACCUGAUACAAGCUGAGGACUUUGUUGAAGGACUGUGGCCCGACUGUCCCUCUGCACUGCAGAAAACUUGACACUUGACUUGUUUUGUUGUUCUUUAAUUAGGGUGUACAGUGGGUACGGAAAGUAUUCAGACCCCUUUAAAUUUUUCACUCUUU